Messenger RNA from Thamnophis sirtalis, 2012 nucleotides. The record is from RefSeq and is a predicted model, not a curated record. NCBI's taxonomy places the organism in Eukaryota, Metazoa, Chordata, Lepidosauria, Squamata, Natricidae.
AUGGUACCCGAAGGAGGCCCACCCUUUGAGAUCUUACGGGUCGUUGGGAGGUACACCCGAUAUCACUCGCGCAGCUGCACUCUUGGACAGAGAAUGUCAGUUUUUGUAGAUGAACAAUUCUUGUCAAGGAAUCUAGCAAUGGCUGCUUCUCCGAUGCCACUUAGAGCUGUAGCAGGUUUAGCUGAAUCAUUUACAGCCAAGCAGCUGGAGAAGCUUGCCAAGAAGGCAGAAAAGGACUCCAAAACAGAACAAGCCAAAGUCAAGAAGGCCCUUCAGCAGAAGAAUGUGGAAUGUGCUCGGGUCUACGCAGAGAACGCCAUCCGGAAGAAGAACGAAGGCUUGAACUGGCUGCGCAUGGCUUCCCGCGUAGAUGCCGUGGCCUCCAAGGUCCAGACAGCUGUGACCAUGAAAGGAGUAACCAAGAAUAUGGCCCAGGUGACCAAGGCCUUGGACAAAGCUCUCGGCUCCAUGGAUCUUCAGAAGGUUUCGGCUGUGAUGGACAAGUUUGAACAGCAGGUCCAGAAUCUGGAUGUCCACACUUCAGUGAUGGAGGACUCCAUGAGCUCAGCCACCACCUUGACGACGCCCCAGGAGCAAGUGGAUAGCCUGAUAGUGCAGAUUGCCGAGGAGAACGGCCUGGAGGUGAUGGACCAGCUGAACCAGUUGCCCGAAGGGGCCUCGGCCAUGGGGGAGAGCUCGACGCGUUCGCAGGAGGAUCAGCUGUCACGGAGGUUGGCUGCCUUGCGGAAUUAAUUCUCCCGCCCCCUCGCAGACAGUUGCUCCUGCCUUGUUCUCCUAUGGUUUGUGGGGUUUCUGCCUGGAGCCCUGGCCUUCCGGCCCCCUGGCCAUCCUCUUCAAGGGCCAGGGGGGAGACUGCCCUGUCCACCCCUGCAGGUCAGCUGUGCCCAGCGUGGACCUCAUCCAGCCACCAUCGCUCCUGUCUAAAGCAGCUGUGUGGGCGUGCCUGGUCCUUGGCCAAGGGCUCUCUGGGAAUGGAUGCCCUGCCUCCCCCAAAUGCUUCUCCUUCCAGCCUGCACUUCUCCUCCUCCUCCUCCUCCUCCUCCCCCUCCUGCCUGGUGAGAGGAACCUGAGCGUGCAAUGCUUGCCACGGUGGAAGCCCAGCCUUUGGGGCAUUGGGCACUCCCAAGAGGGCCAGGAACACGCCGGGUGCUGCAUGCGUAGAUUCCGCUGUUCUGAGGGCUCCUCCUCAUGCCGGUUGCUGUCCGUUCCUCCUUGUUUCGUGCAUGUGUGGAAGAGGCCACUGGGAAGUUGGGAAGACGCUGCCAGGAAGACGGAGACGGCCCUUUUUCUGGCAGCUCUGGAACCUGCCUUGAAUUUACAGACCACAAAGUGACCUUUGCGAACAGUGGCCCUGCUGCCCCUCUGCCUUCAUGCAUGUGCCCCCCUCCCCUCCUCCCCAAAGCUUCUCAUGUGGGGGGUGAGGGGAAUGUAUGGCUGGGUCUGGAGGAGCCCCUUCCUCCAAACGUCUCGGCUUCAGGAGAAGACCCUCCUGCGCAUAGAAGGGCCUUCAGCCUAACUCUGGUGCUUGAGCCCCCCCCCCCUUCAAUUACUCCAAGUAACAAGCAUCGGGACGUCCUUGGAGAGAGAGAGAGCGUGUGUGUGUGUGUGUGUGUGUGUGUAAAUGAGAGCCAAGGCCAUCUCCCCUCCUCCCCUGAGAAUUCAGUUUUCCCGUCAAAGCCAAGCUUGGGGUGGCAAGCAAGUAUUUCCUCCUUUCCUGGUGGCAUUAAGUGUGUGUUUCUCCUUUCCCUCCUCGGGGUGGGGGCCUUGAGCUGCCCUGCUCCUCUGGGCUGGGGAGGGCAAGAGAUGAGAAUAAUCUUCCCUGGAACAUUUUAUUUUUUUACGGAGCCGUGAAUUCUCCAACACUAAGAAAAAUUGUCUUUGCCUUUUUCUUUCUGUAAAUGAAAAGUGACUGUUGUCCAUUGUUUUAAUGUUGGCUUAAAUAAACAAACUCUCUCUGGGAAGCAGGAGAUGCACCCAGAUUUGCAAAGCUG